AUGACCCACACUAUUGUUGUAGCACCGACUAAAGGUGUAUUGCGAUUCGUCCCCUUCGCCAUCGAAGGUAACGAGGGUGAUACUGUCGAAUUCGUUUGGGGCGCUGGUCCUCACUCAGCUACAUUGAGUGAUGGCCAGAACGUACGUAACAAGUCUACUACCACCACUGCUUUCGAUUCUGGUAAACUCAACGCCACUGCGACUUUCCAAACUACCAUCGUCGGUUCGUCGCCCCAAUUCCACUAUUGUACAGUUGGCACUCACUGUACUUCUGGGAUGUUCGGAAUCAUCAAUCCACCUAACAACUCUACUCCACCUGCUGCUGCCGCCAAUGCUUCUUCCUCCGCCUCCGUGGAAGCUAGCAAGACUACUUCGCAGAAGCCCAGUUCAACAGCCGGCAAUGGUGAGGGCAAAGGGGGUUGUCAGAGUGUUGAUUGCUGGGUAUCAUCUUAUGAAGCUGCUGGAUCACAACCUAAAGCAACUGUCGCAGCUGUCAAAUCAGCAUGUCAAGGUACCGAUGGAGCCUGGGCUUGGGGUGGUAAAUGGGAUAUGUCCACCCUUGUUGCUGGAGGAAUCACGAAAGAUACUGUUGUUGAAAAUGUCUUAUAUUCCCGAUUGAUGAUCGCCAUGAACCCCACUAUGUUAGUCGCCGGCUCCCCGGUCGGUAACUUCACUGCCCCUCCACCAUUGAACGAGUUCGUUGCUGCCGCUGCUCCUGCUGGCGAAGACUCCACUGCCACUGUGAGCGCGGGAUCCGAUGGAGCAGUAACAGCAGCAGCUACCGAUGCUUCAGCCAGUGCAAGCGCUGCUCAAGCUUCUCAAGAGGCUGCCAAUGCUGGCACCAGUACUAGUGGAGCUGGUCAUAUCGGUAUUUCCGUUGGCACCAUCGCAAUUGCAAUCUCGGGAGCUGUUGUAGCACUAUUAACCUAA
Kwoniella mangroviensis CBS 8507 is the source of this 930-nucleotide messenger RNA. RefSeq lists its product as uncharacterized. Lineage: Eukaryota; Fungi; Basidiomycota; Tremellomycetes; Tremellales; Cryptococcaceae. The coding region runs from base 1 to 930 and encodes 309 amino acids. The transcript is spliced from 5 exons. The record is from RefSeq and is a predicted model, not a curated record.